AUGAGCCGGGUUCUUUGCAGUGAUUUUUCCAACUUUCUGACUCAGCUUCCCAGCUGCGCGGAGAGCUGUGUUCUGGAUUUUGUCUCAGCGUCUUCUUGCGGGACGAACGCAACAUGUCUCUGCACCGACCCAAAGCUCAAAGACGACGUGCUACCAUGCGUUGAGAGUCAUUGUCUGCCCAGAGAAGCGCUCGCCACGAUAAAUUUGACCUCGGUGGCAUGUGACUUCCCCAUUCGCGACAAACACGAGCAGUUCAAUAUCCUCACCAUCACAUUAAUUGUAAUUACUGGAGUAACAGUUGGGCUUCGAUUUGUUGAAAAGAUACGAUAUGGGCCUGGACUCCAGAUUGACGAUUACGUUAUUACGGGCGCUUUUGCAACUCGAUUGUCUGCCUGCAUGGUCUCUCUGGAAAUGGUCUUGGACGAGAUGCGUGGAGAUUUAGUCCAGACACAAUUACAGCUUAUCUAUUUUCUCUACGCUGGCCAGACCCUUUACGCCACAGACGUUUUCGCAACCAAGAUCUGCGUUCUUCUCUUCUACCUCCGCAUAUUUCCCGGUGUCGUCAUUCGAAGGCUGAUAUGGGGAACAGUUGGAAUAGCAGUGCUAUGCAUGAUUAUCUUUGAUCUGCUGGCACUUUUUCAAUGCCAGCCAAUUAGCUUCUAUUGGAAGGGAUGGGACCAACUGCAUAAGGGUCAUUGCAUAGGGAUCAAUGGAUUAGCAUGGGCUAUCGCUGCAGUUGGAAUUAUUCUAGAUUUAUGGAUGCUUGCAAUCCCAAUUUCUCAACUGAUUCAUCUACAGAUGAAAUGGAAGAGGAAGCUUGCAGUUGCAUCAAUGUUCGGCGUGGGCACUUUUGUGACAGUUGUCAGCAUCCUCAGGCUGCGUUAUCUAGUAGCAUUUGGCAAUUCCUCCAACCCUACAUGGGAUAGCUUUGAUACAUGCUACUGGUCCGUCAUAGAACUCAAUGUCGGUAUCUGGUGUGCGUGCAUGCCAAACCUUCGAGUCUUGAUGCUCAAGACAUUUCCAAGACUGCAAAGCUCAGUCAAUGCUACCCCCAGAAGCCACCAAUACAACUCGUCUACAGCAGGACGGCCGAUAAGAGUGUCGAGCAAUACGCAAGGCCUAUCUGAUAGCACCAUGUAUAGAGUGAGGUCUGACCAAGGGCGGAAGGUCGACGGUUCAUCAAGCACAGCUGAAUUAGUCGAGAUGACGAGAUUCACCAAUGAAACUAGAAGUAGCCUAGCAUAG
Molecule: messenger RNA, 1245 nt
Organism: Fusarium mangiferae
Lineage: Eukaryota; Fungi; Ascomycota; Sordariomycetes; Hypocreales; Nectriaceae
Exons: 9
Coding region: 1-1245 (414 amino acids)
Source: RefSeq, a predicted model, not a curated record